AUGUCUGAUUAUGAAGAUGAAGCAAUCCAAAAUGAAGGGGUUAGCGUUGAUGCACAUGCAAGUAGUAAAACACCCGGUGCCUCUAAGUCAAAGAAACGAAAAAUUAGUCGGACAAAAUCUGAGGAACUUCAUGCUGACACUAAAUUGAAUGGCACAAGUUCUUUAAAAGCUCACAUUAAAAGCUGCCCAAAAUGUCCCUAUAGUAGUACCGACCCUACACAAACCGAACUAAUUGCCCCUUCAUCAGAAGGAGAGUCUUUAAGUUUUGGGAAAUUUGAUGCAACUGCAAUUAGAAAGUCUGUGGCUGAAAUGAUCAUAAUUGAUGAAUUGCCUUUUAGGUUUGUGGAAGCAAAGGGGUUUAGAAAAUGCAUGUUUACUGCUUGUCCUAGGUUUCGUAUGCCAUCUAGAUGGACUGUUGCUAGAGAUUGUUACAAGAUUUAUUUGGAUGAAAAGAAAAAUGUGUCCAACAUUUUUCAUAAGGGAGAAGAUAUUGGUAAGGCAAUUGAGAAAUGUUUGCGGGAUUGGGGACUUGAUAAUGUUUUUACUAUAACAGUAGACAAUGCUAGUUCAAAUGAUGUUGCUACGGGGUAUUUGAGGAAGAAGUUCAAUAAUUUGGGUAGUUCGAUUUUAGAUGGGAAAUUUCUUCACAUGAGAUGCAUUGCUCACAUUGUUAAUUUGGCUGUGAAUGAUGCUUUGAAGGAAAAUAAUGAAUCAAUUUGUCGUGUUAGAGGGGCAGUGAGAUAUGUGAGACAAUCACCAUCUAGAUUGCAAAAGUUUAAAGAAUGUAUUCAAAUGGAGAAAAUUCAAUCCAAGGCUUUGUUAAGCUUAGAUGUAUGCACUAGGUGGAAUUCUACUUAUCUUAUGUUGGAUUCAGCACAAAAGUUUGAGAGAGCCUUUGAGAGAUUUGAGGAGCUUGAUCCACAUUAUGGUCAUGACCUUUUGAAUAGUGAAGGAAUUACGGACCAUGAUGGUUGGGAAAAUGUUAGGAGGUUGUGCAUGUUUUUGGGUCAUUUCUAUGAUCUUACUGUGAAAGUUUCAGGCUCAUUGUAUGUUACUUCAAAUACUUAUUUUCCAGAAAUAUGUGAAGUGUAUUCUAUUUUGCGUGAUUGGAUAAAGAGUCGGGAUUCACAUUUUAGUUCAAUGGCACAAAGAAUGAAAGAUAAAUUUGACAAGUAUUGGGGAAAUGUGGACAAAAUGAAUAUGUUGUUGUAUGUUGCAACUGUGCUUGACCCUAGGAGAAACCUCUAUAUUGUCCAAAAAGCUUAG
Messenger RNA from Ipomoea triloba (trilobed morning glory), 1266 nucleotides. Its product is annotated as zinc finger BED domain-containing protein RICESLEEPER 2-like. Gene Ontology annotation, molecular function: DNA binding. The coding region runs from base 1 to 1266 and encodes 421 amino acids. The transcript has 4 exons. The record is from RefSeq and is a predicted model, not a curated record. NCBI's taxonomy places the organism in Eukaryota, Viridiplantae, Streptophyta, Magnoliopsida, Solanales, Convolvulaceae.